GUUUCUGUGUUUGUGUUCGUGCACAAAAUCUUCCCGUUCCGUCACAGAAAAAUAGCCAGCAGCUUUCGUUCGGAUUGUGCAGUGAUAAAUAAUUUGAUUAAGUGCAUCGUUCGAGACCGAUUACCGUCCAGAACCAGCAAAACCAGUUGCAUUUAGCUCGUCCUCAAACGCUCACGAUUCUUAAAUAAUGUCUGCUCCAGAAGGAACAUCAAACGGUUUUCCUAAAUUACCACCCCCGCCGACCGGUAGCACCCAGCCGACCGGAAGCGCCAACAAUGCCACCGGCAACCGGCUGCAGCAGACGCAGGCCCAGGUCGACGAGGUGGUCGGCAUCAUGCGCGUCAACGUGGAGAAGGUGCUCGAGCGGGACCAGAAGCUGUCGGAACUGGAUCACCGGGCCGACGCGCUGCAGCACGGAGCUUCGCAGUUCGAGCAGCAGGCCGGCAAGCUCAAGCGGAAGCAGUGGUGGGCCAACAUGAAGAUGAUGAUCAUCAUGGGCAUCAUCGGGGUGGUUCUGCUGAUUAUCAUCAUCCUUUCUAUAAUUUACUAGACCUUUUCCAGUAGCAACAAGGUCCCCUCCAUACUUCAAAAAUGAAAUUGAAAACACCAACCGCUCUCGUCCCGCCCAUUGACGAUAAAAAUCUUCACUCAGAUAUUUAGCAUUAUGCGCCGUUUUGAAAGCAAUUCUAAAGAAGAAAAAUCGGACCCAUCUAUCGUCACGUUUCUAUCCACGAGGAAAAAGCAACAAAAUAUCCACAGCAAAAUAAAUAUAAUCCUUCGUCGUUAUCACUCUAAACACCCACGGGUAGACUCUUGUCCUUGUCUUGUCACGAUAGCAGCAAAGAGGAGGACGUUGCUUUUGUUACUGCACAAACUCCGAGGCAAAGGGAAAAUAUCCUCUUUGAAGAUGAUGGCACAGAAUCGCGUAUACUCUCGAAUGUAGGAAAUAACGAAAAUUCACCAGUCCCACUCCAUAUCCUUUCCUCUCUUCUGCUAGCUCCACUCAAUGGCGGAUAUCACAACACUACGAUCCUUGUUUCCACCACCCAUUCUCCCUUUCGACAUUCCACCCGAUUAGAUAGUGGUUUCCCUAGCAGAGCUGCAGCAGUAGAGUUUCGUCGUUCCGAUUUAGGUCGAACGCAGGAGUACACGUCCUGUUCAAAACAGUUUAGACCUGCCUGUUUCCGGCUUGGAUGUGGUUAGGGUGUAAGUAAGUAAUGCCUAUGCAAUCGCGCACACACAGAGUUUACAGACCGUAGGUCGAACUAUUAUUCAACUUAUCACAACAGAAUAUCUUCGGUAUCGUUAGGAAACCAGAAAAGAAAAUCUUCGCUUUUUGUAGACUUUUAUGUAAUUGUUAUACAUACAAAAAUAAUAUUACCAUUUAUUAUAUAUUAAAACUAAUUAUAUGAUAUAUUGUAAACCGAA
Messenger RNA from Wyeomyia smithii (pitcher-plant mosquito), 1428 nucleotides. RefSeq names its product synaptobrevin (gene Syb). Lineage: Eukaryota; Metazoa; Arthropoda; Insecta; Diptera; Culicidae. The transcript is spliced from 4 exons. Gene Ontology annotation, biological process: vesicle fusion; vesicle-mediated transport. The record is from RefSeq and is a predicted model, not a curated record. The coding region runs from base 188 to 550 and encodes 120 amino acids. Gene Ontology annotation, molecular function: syntaxin binding; SNAP receptor activity. Gene Ontology annotation, cellular component: plasma membrane; SNARE complex.